GGAGGCGGGAGUAGCAGUGGAGGAGGAGGGGUCCAGGUGUGGGUAGAACAGCCGCUGCAGCGGCAGCUGGCAGGGCUGGCGGAGCAGUGUCGAGCGGCGUUUGGGCAUCUCCAGCGGGAGGUGUCGCCCUCACUGCAGCUGGUGGCGAGGGUACCGCUGCUGCCGCCGCCGCAUCCCAGCCACUCCCCUGCUGCUGCGGGUAUGCACGGCUGCUGCUGCAUGUCGCUGCCGCAGAGCCGCUCAGAGCCGCACUGCCCGCGGGGGCAGUCCGCGCUGCUGGCAUGCAUGCUGCAGGGAGGGACACUGCCGGCGGGGAUGGGAGCAGGUGCCGGCGCGGGUGCAGCAGGGAAUAACGGUGGCGAGGUGGUGCUCCUGAUGCGGUUGACGGCUGUACAGCAGCAGCAGCAGUGGGGCAACCAGAUGCCAUCAAAGCGGACUGAGGUGCAUGCAUGUCUGCUGCAGCUGCCUGAAGGACAGCAGGUGCUUGGGGCGGUCUUCUACCGCUCAGCUCAGCUGGCGCUGCUGCUGGGCCCAACGCCGCAGGAGCAGGGGCACAGGGGCAACGGUGUCGAAGGGAAAGAUGACAGCGGGGGGCUGAAAGGGUCAGGUUCUGGAGUUGAUGCAGUGCGGGCCGCGGUGGUGGCGUGCCAUGAGGGCUCCUGUCCCAUGGGCGGGGUUCUGGCGCUCCUGCCCACCGCCCAGCUGGAGAUGUGCACUGUGGAUGAGGCGGAGGUGCAGGCGUUCAGCAUCGCACAGGUGUGUGCUGAUCGCGGUGCUAUCACGUUCUGGCCGGUUCCCGGAUGCCGCCUGCGCCGACCCCCUCGAGGCAGCGGCUGUUGGCAGGCGCCGCUGCUGGUGAGCGGGCCACGGGGGCUGGCGGCAGCCUUCACGGAAGGAUCUCGGGCAUUCAUGAUUGAUUUGGAGGAG
Messenger RNA from Astrephomene gubernaculifera, 927 nucleotides. Lineage: Eukaryota; Viridiplantae; Chlorophyta; Chlorophyceae; Chlamydomonadales; Astrephomenaceae. The record is from the annotation of a GenBank genome assembly.